AUGGAAGACGAUAAAAAUUCAUUAAUUGAAUUCACAAAGAAAUUUGAUUUUAAUAAACAUCAGACACUUGAAAGUGAUUUCUAUCCUAAUACAAUCCAUCAUAUUUUUGGGAGAAACGCUUUAUCAUUACUUGAAUUAUGCUGUUAUCACGGAUCAAUUAAUUGUUUUAAUUUCCUAACAACAGAAUUAAAGUUAGAAAUUACACAAGGAUGUGUUAGUUAUUCAUUUUUAAGUGGAAAUAAAGAGAUCAUUGAUAAAUGUUUGGCAGAAAAAGACCCUAAUUUCGUUACAAUGGAAUAUGCAGUUAUUUCACGCAAUAUUGAUUAUGUAAAUCUUUUGAUGGAUGAACACGAUCUUUUCCCUGAUUACGAAGGUGCUGCUUAUUACAAUAAUCUUCAGGCAUUCAUUAUUGGUUUAAAGAAAUGUCGCUAUAUCAAUGAUUACUUUUUCCAUUCAUUAUACUUUGGCUUUGAACCAGUUUAUGAAAUUAUUUUAUCUCUUGGAGCAAAUAUCAAUGCAGUAAAAAUCAAAAAUAAUGUUCCUCUUAUCCAUUGGUGUGCAAUCUAUAAUAAUGUAGAAUUUGCGUAA
Messenger RNA from Trichomonas vaginalis G3, 588 nucleotides. Its product is annotated as proteasome regulatory particle assembly. NCBI's taxonomy places the organism in Eukaryota, Parabasalia, Trichomonadida, Trichomonadidae. The transcript has a single exon. The record is from RefSeq and is a predicted model, not a curated record. Bases 1 to 588 code for a protein of 195 amino acids.